This is a messenger RNA of Meleagris gallopavo (turkey), 6297 nucleotides long. NCBI's taxonomy places the organism in Eukaryota, Metazoa, Chordata, Aves, Galliformes, Phasianidae. The record is from RefSeq and is a predicted model, not a curated record.
AAUUAUUUAGGCGGAAGAUCAACUAAGGAACAUAAGGAAAAAAAUCCAAUCAGUGCAAAAAAAAUAAUAACAUCUUCAGGACUUGAUAAUAUCUUUACAAACUGCAGUCUUGAUUCUCCUGAGUACUACAUUGAGGAGACAAUUGUUGAGGAGGGUGAACCAUAUGAGGUGGUCACUGAGAUCACUGACAUCACUGACAGCACUGGCACAGAAUUCACAGGUCCUACAACCAUCACCCGUACGAUUGAGUAUGAAAAAACUUCUGGUGAGGAUGCAGCAGCAACUCCAGUCAGAAAGAAGACGAUACGGACAAAAGUGGACUCUUCUAAGUUCUUGACACCUUAUCUGCAGCACAGUAAUAAAAUGAAGGACCUGUUCAGUGAGAACAAGUACAAAGAAAAAUUUAAUAAAGAAAGAGGAAAGCCAUAUGCUUCCACAAUUGAUACCCCAGAAAUUCGGAGAAUCAAGAAAGUGCAGGAUCAGCUCAGUGAGGUUAAAUACCGCAUGGCUGGUGAAGUUGCUCGAACUAUUUGCCACGUUGAUGAAAAGGCCUGGGAUAUAGAACAUGCAAAGAAGGUAUCUCAGCAAGUGAGCAAGGUUUUAUACAAACAGAACUGGGAGGAGAAUAAGGACAAGUACUUACUUCCCCCUGAUGCCCCAGAGCUUGUAAAUGCAAUAAAAAAUACAGCAAUGUUCAGUAAGAAACUCUAUACAGAAGACUGGGAAGGAGACAAAACAUUGUUCUAUCCGUACAAUGACAGUCCAGAACUCAGAAGGGUGGCACAGGCUCAAAAAGCUCUGAGUGAUAUUGUCUACAAAAAAGGGCACGAUGAACGAAAAUCCAAAUAUACUUCUCUGCCAGAUCCACCUGAUGUGGAACAGGCCAAGAAAGUGACAAGGCAGCUGAGUGAUGUUAUUUAUCAUGAAGACUAUAAAAACAAAAUCAAAGGCAAGUGGACUCAAACUCCAUGCUAUGAUGUUGCAAUUGCAAAAAUGAAUGCAGAAAAUAUAAGCAUGAAAAAGUACCAGGAAGACUUUGAAAAUGUGAAAGACCAAAUCUACUUUAUGCAGACUGAAACUCCAGAAUAUGAAGCUAAUAAGAGAGUUUCAGAGAAUGUCAGUAAGAUAAAAUACAGAGCAGACUACGAGAAGAACAAAGCCAUUGCAGAUUAUAAUGUGCUUCCUGCUACAGAGAACCCAUUGCUGAGGCAAUUAAAAACUGCAGGAGAUGUCCUGAGCGAUAAAUUAUACAAAGAAGCCUAUGAGCAAUCUAAAGGAACAAGCAUGAACUACUGUGAAACACCAAAGUUCCAGACUGACAGCGCUCUGAAGAAUUUUAGUGAUGUAAAAUACAAAGAUGCUUAUCAAAAGAACAUCUUGGGACACUAUUUGGGCAGUUUUGAGGACCCACAUCAGAUACACUGUAUGAAAGUCGAAGCUAUGAAGAGUGAUAAAAAUUACAAAGCGGAUUAUGAGGAAGAAAAGACAAAAUGCUACUUCCCUCAGACCAUAACUCAAGAAUAUGAAGCUAUUAAGAAGUUAGAGCAGUGUAAAGAUCACACCUACAAAAAGCAUCCUGAUCAGAUCAAAUUUACUCAAGUGACUGACUCUCCAGUACAGAAGCAAGCAGAGAUCAAUAGCAAGCAGCUGAGUGAUAAACUCUACAGAUCUUCCGGAGAAGAAGUUAUACAUAAAUACACUCUCCCCCCAGAUGUCCCACAGUUUAUCCAAGCUAGAUACAAUGCUGCAAAUGUCAGUGAUGCCUAUUAUAAACAGGACUACCACGAUCUAAUAGCUAAAGGGACCAAUGUGUCGCUUGAUGCUAUUCCAAUUACUCGAGCAAAAGCAUCAAGAAACAUUGCUAGUGAUUAUAAAUAUAAAGAAGCAUAUGAAAAGGCUAAAGGAAAACAGGUUGGUUUCAGAAGCCUGCAAGAUGACCCCAAGCUCGUUCACUACAUGCAUGUUGCAAAGAUUCAGUCCGAUCGUGAAUAUAAGAAGGACUACGAGAAGAGUAAGACUAACUAUCACACACCUCCUGACACAUUCAGUAUCCAGGCUGCAAAAAAGUCUCAGGAUGUAGCUUCCACUGCCCACUACAAAAAUCUGAUCCAUCACUACACUUAUCUGCCAGAUGCUAUGGAUGUUGAGCUUGCAAAGAACAUGAUGCAAAUUCAGAGCGAUAACGUAUACAAACAAGACUAUAACAGUUGGUUCAAGGGUAUUGGGUGGAGUCCUCUCGGCUCUCUGGAUGUGGAAAAAGCUAAAAAGGCUGGAGAUGCAUUAAAUGAGAAGAGGUACCGUCAGCACCCAGACACCAUCAAAUUUACAAGUGUGCCAGACUCAAUGACAAUGGUUUUAGCUCAGCACAACACCAAGCAACUGAGUGAUGUAGCAUAUAAGCAAGAGGGUGAAAAAGUAAAGCACAAAUACAAGCUUGAUCCUGAUGUUCCUCAGUUUAUUCAAGCAAGGGUCAAUGCCUUCAAUUUGAGUGAUGCUAACUACAAAGCAGACUGGAAAAAAACCAUUGCCAAAGGAUAUGAUCUGAAACCAGAUGCCAUUCCUAUUAUUGCUGCUAAAGCAUCUCGAAAUAUUGCAAGUGAUUACAAGUACAAGGAAUCAUACGAGAAAGAUAAAGGCAAGCACGUCGGAUACCGUAGCCUGCAGGAUGAUCCCAAACUUGUUCAUUACAUGCACGUGGCCAAACUGCAAUCGGAGCGUGAAUACAAGAAGGACUAUGAAGUGACCAAGACCAAAUAUCACACUCCCUUGGAUAUGUUCAGUGUGACGGCUGCCAAGAAAGCUCAGGAAGCUGUUACAAACACAGGCUAUAAACAGCCCAUUCACCAUUAUACUCUCUUGCCUGAUUCUGUGAAUCUGGAGCUAUCAAGAAACAUGAUGCAGCUUCAGAGUGAUAACGUGUAUAAAGCAGACUUCAAUAACUGGCUGAGAGGAGUUGGCUGGCUGCCAAUUCAAUCCUUGGAUGUAGAAAAGGCCAAAAAAGCUUCAGAUAUUCUCAGUGAAAAGAAAUAUCGCCAGCACCCCGACAAGCUGAAGUACUCUAUUCCACUGGAUGCAAUGGAGCAAGUGCUUGCUAAACAAAAUGCCAAGACUAUGAAUAAGAGGCUCUACACUGAUAAAUGGAACAAAGAGAAGACCAGCAUUCAUGUUAUGCCAGAUACUCCAGAAAUUCUGCAGUCUAGAGUGAACCAGAUCACAAUGAGUAAUAAACUCUACAAAGCUGGAUGGGAGGAAGAGAAGAAGAAAGGUUAUGACAUGCGUCCGGAUGCUAUUCCAAUAAAAGCAGCCAAAACUUCCCAGGACAUUGCAAGUGAUUAUAAAUACAAACUAGCCUAUGAACAAGCAAAAGGAAAGCAUAUUGGGUUCCGCAGCCUUGAAGACGACCCCAAGCUGGUGCACUUCAUGCAGGUGGCUAAGAUGCAAUCUGAUCGUGAAUACAAGAAAGAUUACGAGAAGGCAAAGACUAACUUCCAUACUCCAGUUGACAUGCUCAGCGUUGUGGCAGCCAAGAAAGCACAGGAAGUGGCUACAAAUGCAAACUACAAAAACUUGAUCCAUAUCUACAAUGUUUUACCUGAUGCUAUGAGUCUUGAAUUAGCCAAAAACAUGAUGCAGAUACAAAGUGAUAAUCAAUACAGAGCAGAUUAUGAUGAAAGUAUGAAGGGUGUUGGAUGGAUGCCACUGGGCUCUCUGGAGGCUGAGAAGAACAAGAAAGCCAUGGAAAUUCUUAGUGAAAAGAAAUACCGUCAGCACCCAGACAAGUUGAAGUAUUCUGUUCCUGUGGAUUCCAUGAAUAUGGCCUUAGCUUUACAUAAUGCUAAAAUCAUGGAUGAGCACCAAUACAAACAAGCAUGGGAAGAGGAUAAGAAGAAGGUUCACAUAACACCAGAUAUUCCGCAGUUUGCUUUAGCGAAAGCUAAUGCAUUUAACAUAAGUGAUAAAAUGUAUAGACAUUCUUUUGAAGAAGCCAGAAAGAAAGGGUACGAUCUCAGAUCUGAUGCUAUCCCUAUUAAAGCUGCCAAAGCUUCUAGGGACAUUGCUAGUGAUUAUAAAUACAAAUUAGGUUAUGAACAAGACAAGGGAAAGCUUGUAGGCUUCCGCAGCCUUCAGGAUGAUCCCAAACUCGUCCAUUAUAUGCAAGUGGCUAAGAUGCAGUCUGAUCGUGAAUACAAGAAGGCCUAUGAGGCAAGCAAGACUCACUACCAAACACCUUCUGAUGCACUCAGUAUCGUGGCAGCUAAGGAGGCACAAGAUCGUGUAACCAAUGCAAACUACAAACGACUGAUACACCACUAUAUGCUUCUGCCAGAUGCAAUGAGUUUUGAAUUGUGCAGGAACAUGAAUCAGAUACAAAGUAAUAAUGAAUACAAACAGGAUUACAAUGAAUGGUUCAGAGGUAUUGGUUGGAGUCCUGUUGGUUCUCUGGAUGUGGAGAAAUCUAAGAAAGCUACAGAAAUCGCAAGUGACCAGAAAUACCGACAGCAUCCCAGCACGUUUUCUUUUACAAAACAGACUGAUGCCAUGGAUAUGGUCCUUGCAAAGCACAAUGCAGAUAUAAUGAAUAAACAUGCUUAUACUCAAGCCUGGGAGAAGGAUAAAACUCAAGUUCACGUGAUGCCAGAUACUCCAGAUAUUCUACAGGCAAAACAGAACAUGGCGAACUACAGUCAGAAACAAUACAAGCUCGGCUGGGAGGAAAUGAUUAAGAAGGGCUAUGACCUCACACCUGAAGCCAUUUCAGUGAAAGCUGCCAAAGCUUCAAGGGACAUUGCAAGUGAUUACAAAUACAAAGAGGGUUACCGCAAGCAGCAGGGACAUCACAUUGGAUUCCGGAGCUUACAGGAUGAUCCGAAGAUGAUGUGGUCUAUGCAAGUAGCCAAGAUGCAGAGCGAGAGGGAGUAUAAGAAAGAUUUUGAGAAGUGGAAGACAAAGUUUAACAUGCCUGUGGAUAUGUUAGGUUUUCUUCUGGCUAAGAAAUGUCAGGAAUUGGUUAGUGAUGUAGACUACAAACACAUGCUACACCGCUGGACUUGUCUACCAGACCAAAAUGAUGUCACCCAAGCAAAGAGGGUCUACGAACUACAGAGUGAUAAUCUGUACAAGUCAGAUCUACAGUGGCUCAGAGGCAUUGGAUGGAGUCCUUUGGGAUCUUUGGAGUCUGAAAAGAACAAGAAAGCUUCUGAAAUACUAAGUGAAAAGAAGUACCGGCAGCACCCAGAUACUAUUAAGUUCACAAGUAUCCCAGAUGCCAUGAAUAUCACUUUAGCAAAAUCUAAUGCCAAAAACAGAAGUGAUAUACUAUAUAGAGAGGCUUGGGACAAGGACAAAACUCAGGUUCAUAUCAUGCCUGAUACACCUGAAAUUUUGUUGGCUAAAUCAAACUUAAUCAACACAAGUGAUAAACAUUACAAGCUAGGAUACGAAGAGCUGAGGAGGAAAGGCUAUGAUCUUCCUCCAGAUGCUAUACCCCUCAAGGCAGCGAAGGCAUCCAGAGACAUUGCCAGUGAAUAUCAGUACAAAACAGCCUACCGCAAGCAGCUUGGCCACCACAUUGGAGCCCGCAACAUAGAGGACGAUCCCAAGAUGAUGUGGUCGAUGCACGUGGCCAAGAUCCAGAGUGACAGGGAGUACAAGAAAGCCUUUGAGAAGACCAAGACGCACUUCAGCAGCCCCGUGGACAUGCUGGGAAUCGUGUUGGCCAAGAAAUGUCAGGAGCUGGUCAGCGAUGUUGAUUACAAGCAUCUUCUGCAUCGGUGGACCUGUCUGCCGGACCAGAACGAUGUUGUACAAGCCCGGAAAGUGUACGACCUUCAGAGUGAUAAUGUGUACAGGUCUGACCUGCAGUGGCUGAGAGGCAUUGGCUGGUCCCCACUUGGUUCCCUGGAUGAAGAGAAGAACAAGCGAGCGAGCAUGAUCCUGAGUGACAAGAAGUACCGACAGCACCCGGACACCAUCAAGUUCACGAGCCUUCCUGACUCCAUGCCUAUGGUUCUGGCAAAGCACAACUCUGACAUUAUGAACCAUCGCUCGUACAUAGCAGCCUGGGAGAAAGACAAGACCAACGUUCACAUUAUGCCGGAUACGCCUGGUAUUUUGCUGGCCCAGCAGAACCAAGUGAACUUCAGUGAGAAAAUGUACAGGCUGGCAAUGGAAGAAGACAAGAAGAAGGGCUAUGACAUGCGUGCAGAUGCCAUUCCCAUCAAGUCUGCUAAAGCUUCCAGGGACAUUGCCAGUGAUUACAAGUAUAAAGAAGGGUAUCGCAAGCAGCUUGGCCACCAC